AUGGAGUGUGCUGACGACCCAGAUGUGGUUAUCGAGAAUAAUAUCGUUGAAUGGCACGAACCAGCUCCUGCUGCUGCUGCGGCUGCUGCUCAGAGUAUUGAAUUCGAUGUAUUGGAUAUUCGAAGAAAGGGUGACAGAAAUGUCAAUGCUAAGAUUACUAUGCAGUUGAAAGAGUAUCCAGAUACCUUCAAACUUUCGCCACAGUUAUCCAAGAUAUUAGCUAUCAAGGAAGAAACAAAAGCUGGUGUAGUAGUCGCUCUGUGGCAUUAUAUCAAAUUCCAUAAACUACAAGAUAACGACGAAAAGCGACUUAUCAAGUGCGAUGCUGCUUUAAAAGAGCUCUUUGGCCGUGACAUGAUUCUGUUCCCUCACAUAAUGGAUCUUCUUACACCUCACUUGAGUCCUAGAGACCCAAUUGUGAUCAACUACGUAGUAAGAGUAGACAGGGACCAGCCAGUUGGUGAGACUGCCUAUGAUAUCGAGAUCGAAGUUGAUGAUCCAGUACGAGCAGAGCUGACAAAAACUCUUGAAACUUGGUAUAACGACCAACCACAAAUCCUCGAUAUCGAUAACCACAUCGCUCUGGCGGUUCAGGCUCUCAACACUUCGCGACUUAAACGCGACUUCUUUUCCCAAUUGGCACAGGAACCUUCCGAGUUCAUUAAGAAGUGGAUUGCUUCUCAAGCUCGCGACCUCAAGAUAAUCACCAGUGACAAAGGUUUCAACGAAGAAGAAGCCCGACACUCGUCCUUCUACACUGAUGAGCUUGUUAGCCAGAACAUCCACCUCCUGCUCAACAAAUAA
Messenger RNA from Sugiyamaella lignohabitans, 804 nucleotides. RefSeq names its product Snf12p (gene SNF12). Gene Ontology annotation, cellular component: nucleus; SWI/SNF complex. The record is from RefSeq and is a predicted model, not a curated record. Lineage: Eukaryota; Fungi; Ascomycota; Dipodascomycetes; Dipodascales; Trichomonascaceae. Bases 1 to 804 code for a protein of 267 amino acids. Gene Ontology annotation, biological process: regulation of transcription by RNA polymerase II. The transcript has a single exon.